AGAGAUUCUCUUACCUUUCUGCCCAACCAAACACGACCGAUACAAUAAAUUAAAAGAACCAAAAAAAAAAAAAAAAAAAAAAAUGUUUCUUGUUGAUUGGUUCUAUGGAAUCCUUGCUACUCUUGGUUUAUAUCACAAGGAAGCAAAGAUUUUAUUUUUGGGUCUUGAUAAUUCUGGCAAGACGACGCUGCUUCACAUGCUCAAGGAUGAGAGGUUGGUGCAGCAUCAGCCAACCCAAUACCCAACAUCAGAAGAAUUGAACAUAGGGAGGAUACAUUUCAAAGCCUUUGAUUUGGGUGGUCAUCAGAUCGCUCGCAGAGUCUGGAGAGACUACUACGCCAAGGUUGAUGCUGUGGUUUACUUGGUUGAUGCUUACGACAAGGAAAGAUUUGCGGAGUCAAAGAAGGAGCUUGAUGCUCUUCUCUCAGACGAAACACUAACCAAUGUCCCUUUUCUUAUUCUGGGAAACAAGAUCGACAUACCAUAUGCAGCUUCGGAGGAAGAGUUGCGCUACUACAUGGGCCUAACGAAUUUCACAACAGGCAAGGGGAAGGUUGAUCUAGACGGCUUAAAUGUCCGCCCUCUCGAGGUUUUCAUGUGCAGCAUUGUCCGCAAAAUGGGUUAUGGUGAGGGUUUCCAGUGGCUCUCACAGUACAUCAAAUAACAUACAAAAUGAUAAAUCAUCUUAUAGAUAGUAACCUUCGUAGAGCUGUUGCUAUGUCUCCGUUAUAGUAUUAGCUUGUGUUAGAGCCUUGAGGGAAAGUUAAAUAUAGUUGGUGAAAGUCUAAUACGUCAAUAUUAGCUUGGAAACUUUCUGUGUGCUGUAAGUAUGGCUGUAAUAUAUAA
Pistacia vera is the source of this 846-nucleotide messenger RNA. RefSeq names its product GTP-binding protein SAR1A-like. The record is from RefSeq and is a predicted model, not a curated record. Gene Ontology annotation, cellular component: COPII vesicle coat; endoplasmic reticulum exit site. Gene Ontology annotation, molecular function: GTPase activity; GTP binding. Bases 83 to 664 code for a protein of 193 amino acids. NCBI's taxonomy places the organism in Eukaryota, Viridiplantae, Streptophyta, Magnoliopsida, Sapindales, Anacardiaceae. Gene Ontology annotation, biological process: membrane organization; endoplasmic reticulum to Golgi vesicle-mediated transport; intracellular protein transport. The transcript has 3 exons.